UCCAUUGAACGUACUUUACAAAAAAAAUGAAUUACGAAACAAUGAAUCGUGUACUUUAACGAGUUAAGGAAGGAUGGAAUUUUGUUUCCUUGAAAUACUGCAAUGACAAAUGUCAUUUUACAUUCAGAGUUUUAUUUUUCAAAUAACAUUUGCUUAAAAUUCAAAAACUAUAUUUUUCUGGAAUAUGCUUAAAAACUGUAAACGCUUAAAAGACGUUUGCCUCUUAUGAUAAUGGUCACUGUAGAUAAAAAAAAUUUGUUAAAGUUGUUAAUCAUUUGAAGUUCUUCAAUUUAUAUUCAGGCGUAUAAUAUGUCAAUGCUAUGAUCAAGCUUAAACAGUUAAAUAAACUAUAAGUUUAUUUUGUCUUUUUGAAAGCAAAAAUGAAACUAGCAUUCGAUGUCUACAAACCAAAUAUCAAAGAAGAAACCUUUUUGAAUCCGAUUGUUCUUCUGCAUUCUAUAAUGGAAACGAAAAGCACUUGGAAGCCAAUAGCUCAACCACUUGCUCAACGCACUGGAAGACAAGUUUAUGCUUACGAUGCCCGGAAUCAUGGAGAUAGCCCGUGGAUUGGAGAAUACACUAUGGAUGCUUUGGUUGAUGAUUUGGAUAAAUUCUUACGGGAACAUUCCUUUUUAAAAGUCAUACUGAUAGGACACAGUGUGGGCGGAAAAGUCGCCAUCAGUUUUACUCUCAGAAAUCCUGAAAGAGUGGAGAAGUUGAUCGUAGAAGAUGUACCCGUUCGUAAUUUCAGACAUCGACUGCAUAAUCUUGUACCGACAGCUCUCAAGAUGGUGAAACUGCUAAUUGAAGACUUCAAGGAAAUCAACGACAGAGCACUGGCAGAGAGACACAUGAGGGAACUGGCAAAGCGAUUUUCUCACUUACUGGUUGUCACUCCAGAGAGAAUUGAUUCAUACAAUAUUGAUUGUAUACCUGCCAAAUGGAAUGGAAACAACUAUCAAUUGGACGUUAAUAUCGAUGUUGUAGUUGAUUCUCUGCGCCUUAAUAAACUGCAAAGUGAUUUAACAGGAAGAUACACUGGAUAUGCCUUGUUUAUCAUCGGAGGGGCAUCACAGUUCAAAGCUGAUCAAGAUCCAUCCAUUGAAGAAUUCUUCCCAGGUGCUGCCAGAGUGGUAUUCAAAGAUGCCGGACAUUUUAUUCAUCAAACAUUCCCGGAAGAAUAUCUGACUGAAGUCGUCAAUUUCAUUCUUAAAGACAAAUCAACGAGAUCCAAAUAUUGAAGCAGCCACGUUGAAUGAUUUACGUAAGAGAACGUGUGUGACGUCACAUUUCUAUAAAGUUAUUAAUCCGUUAUCAAAACCGUGAUCAAGCGAUUCUCCCUAAAAUGAGAUGAGACCUUCAAACUCCAGCGGCCCGGAACUCAAUUUGACACGUAUUAGUACGUAUACAUUAAUGCACGUACUUCUUUAGAACGCAUUCUCUCAAAGUGUGUAAGCUUGUCUUAUUUCGCCGGUCCUCAAUGAGUUAAUACCAAUGUCUGAAAAUAUCCUGCAAUCAUUUGGUUUGUUGAAGUUGGUGAUAGUGUAAAAUUUCCGUCGACGAAGUUGAUGUAUUAACCAUGAGUUGAAGAGGAUGUUGAUUGGCGUUUUUCCAAUUGUCCAUUUUUUUUAUUUUGGAGUGAUGUAGACAAGCAAUUAUUUAUCAAAAAUCAUAAAUUGCUUAAUAAUAACGCUAUAAUAAACAAAAAUGUUUCAUUUUUAAAAUUAUGUGUAGCUCCUAAGUAAAGAUUGAUCUUAAAUUUUAAUAUAAAUAUACAUUAUCAAAUUAUAAAUUGGAAAAAUGGCCCGAACGGUGAGGCUGCAGGGCUGAGUCCCACAAGUCACUUCCGUCCACCAAGAAAUCAAAUAUACCAGUGUCAUGUGUAUAGCAUAGUUUUUGCCAAGGAAAGUGAAGGAAUCUAUGUUAAAAUCAUAUUUUUAAAACUUAUUUCUCAGGAACUAUUCAACCGAUUUCGCUCAAAUUUUGUAUCUAGUCAUGCAAAAUUACAUACUUUAAAAUGAUAUAAAAAAUUAUAUACCUAACAGUUCUAAAUGUUUUGGACUAUUCUUUAAUAAAAUGAUAACAAAAUA
Molecule: messenger RNA, 2090 nt
Organism: Parasteatoda tepidariorum (common house spider)
Lineage: Eukaryota; Metazoa; Arthropoda; Arachnida; Araneae; Theridiidae
Product: sn-1-specific diacylglycerol lipase ABHD11
Source: RefSeq, a predicted model, not a curated record